Arabidopsis arenosa is the source of this 954-nucleotide messenger RNA. The record is from the annotation of a GenBank genome assembly. Lineage: Eukaryota; Viridiplantae; Streptophyta; Magnoliopsida; Brassicales; Brassicaceae.
ACGUCUCUAUAUCUUUCUAUGGAGUCGUGUUACGUCUUUCUAAUUUGAGAUCUUCUACUACUUGUUCUCUUCAAGAAUAAUAAUUCUCGUUUUAUGGAAGAUGCUGGUGAACAUUCACGGUGUAGCGAUAACAUUAACGACGAGGAGCGUUUGUCAUUGGAGUUUAUGAUCGGAAAGUCAACAUCCACGGCGGAGCUACAGCCGCCACCACCGCCACCGUUCUUGGUAAAGACAUACAAAGUGGUGGAUGAGCCGACAACGGACGAGGUUAUAUCUUGGAACGAAGACGGAACUGGCUUCGUCGUGUGGCAGCCGGCAGAAUUCUCUAGAGAUCUGUUACCAACACUUUUCAAGCAUUGCAACUUCUCUAGCUUCGUUCGGCAGCUCAAUACUUACGGGUUUCGAAAAGUAACGACGAUAAGAUGGGAAUUUAGUAAUGAGAUGUUUCGAAAGGGGCAAAGAGAGCUUAUGAGCAAUAUCCGAAGAAGGAAGAGCCAACAUUGGUCACACAACAAGUCUCAUUAUCAGGUUGUACCAACAACAACGACGGUGAAGCAAGAAGAUCAUCAACGGAUUGGGACUGAUCAUCACCAUGAGGAUCAACGGUCUUCCGCCACUUCCUCCUCUUUUGUAUACACUGCAUUACUCGACGAAAACAAGUGCUUGAAGAAUGAAAACGAGUUAUUAAGCUGCGAACUGGGGAAAACCAAGAAGAAAUGCAAGCAGCUUAUGGAGUUGGUGGAGAGAUACAGAGAAUUAGACGAAGAUGAAACCGAUGAAAAUGAUGAUGAAGAAGAUGAUGGGCUUAAGUUGUUCGGAGUAAAACUUGAAUGAAACUAGAUCGCUAGAUUGAUAUUCAUUACCAGUUUCUUCAGACUCUUACAAGUUUUGCAUCCACUAUAGUACUCUUUUAAGACAUGCAUGCAAGAUCAGAAAGAAAUGUCGGAUUCUGUG